Molecule: messenger RNA, 330 nt
Organism: Rhododendron vialii
Lineage: Eukaryota; Viridiplantae; Streptophyta; Magnoliopsida; Ericales; Ericaceae
Exons: 2
Coding region: 1-330 (109 amino acids)
Source: RefSeq, a predicted model, not a curated record
AUGCGAUUACUCAUUUCAACUACGAGCAACUUCCCGUCUAACACUAAGGGAAUCAAGAGCGUUUACAAUGCCAUUUUUUCAAACAGAGCAGCCAAACUGGAUAGUCUAACUUCUAUUCAGUAUGUCAUACGUCAAUUACUUAAGAAAGAUUACCUCCAUCAAUUUCUUACAAAUCCAGAUACCAACGAAAUCACAGAUAUUAUUUGGGUUCAUCCUAUAAGCCUAGAGCUAUUUGUCAACUUUCCAUCGGUACUGAUCAUUGAUGCCACGUACAAGACCAAUGAGUAUCGAAAACCACUAUUGGAGGUUAUGGGUAUCACAUCCACAUAG